AUGUACAUCACUCUCUACUUUCUCGUCACUCGUCUCCCUGAGUCCCUUCGUGUCGUUAGGGACCAGGGUGUUCUCCUUCCCCCCUGCUGCCCUCUGUCGCCUCUGCCGCUGCGGCCGACCUCGCUGGUUUUGAGUCGGUCGGUGCGGCGUCUGCCCCCAGCGGUAGACGCCGCACUGGCAAGGGCAAGGGGGGCAAGGGAGCGGGUGGAGCUAGAGGGGGCGGUGGCGGGGGAGGUGGGGGUGGCGGGGGGAGUGGGGGUGGGCGGUGGAGGUGGUGGAGGGAGUGGAGGUACUGGUGGAGGCGGUGGAGGCGGAGGUGGCGGCGGAGGAGGUAGCGGAGGAGGAGGGGGUGAGGGUGCCAGUGGGGGCGGUGGCGGUGGAGACGGGGAUGGCGGUGGAGGCGGGGGUGGCGGUGGCGGUGGGGGUCGGAGUGGCUCGUCUCAGCGGAGCAGCUCUGGGGGUGGUCAGCGCCAGCAGCAGCUGCAGCGCUCAUCGCACCGUCCCCGCCCCUCAACAGCUCCGUGA
This is a messenger RNA of Closterium sp. NIES-65, 525 nucleotides long. NCBI's taxonomy places the organism in Eukaryota, Viridiplantae, Streptophyta, Zygnematophyceae, Desmidiales, Closteriaceae. The record is from the annotation of a GenBank genome assembly.